Dentiscutata erythropus is the source of this 1818-nucleotide messenger RNA. Lineage: Eukaryota; Fungi; Glomeromycota; Glomeromycetes; Diversisporales; Gigasporaceae. The record is from the annotation of a GenBank genome assembly.
AUGGAUACUGAAUAUUGGAGAAAAGAUGGUGAAUAUCCGUCAUCAUAUAUGCAUAUUAAACAAGAGCCGCAAGAUUACCCUCAAGAAACUUCAACGCGAGCUUCAGAAUUAGCUUCAAAUUUUUUGUCUAACCUUUCUUUGACUCCAAAGAUGGAAUCUAAUUAUAUCAAACAAGAAGCUGAAACAACUCCUGACAAGGCUUUUCGUUCACACGACGAACAUACUUCUCAUCGUGAUCGGUCGCGUGAUAGAAAUGAACGACAUCGAUCUGUAAAAGAAGAGGAUGACCGUGAUCGCCGCGAAAAAAAACGUGAUAGAGAAAGAUCUGAUAAAGAUAGGGAAAGAGAUAGAGAUCGUGAUAGGUCUGAUCGUGAUCGUGAUAAAGAUAGAGAUCGUGGAGAUCGUGAAAGGCGAAGAGAAAGAGAACGUAGUCGUGAUAGAAAUCGUCGUGAAAGAGAACGUGAUGAAAAAGAAGAUAGAGAGCGUAAAGCACGUCGUCCAAGAAAAAGGAGUCGAAGUCCUAGUAAUAGGCGACGUAGUCGUAGUCCUAGACAUCAUUCUCGCUCUCGUUCAAUAACCCCUAUCAAUAGGAGAAGAAGAAAGUUAAAUAAUUGGGAUUUACCACCUCCAGGUUAUGAGGGAAUGACUGCUGAACAAGUUAAAGCUACAGGUCAUUUUCCACUUCCUGGUCAGCCUGCGACCACUAGACCUACUACCCUUCCCACUUCUCCACUUAUAGCUGGUAUGGAUCCUUCCAGAGCUGCUGCUAUGAUGAUGGGAAUGACCCAUGAACUCCCUCCUCGACCGAAAGUAAGUCAGGGUGCUGCUGGUCCUGUUGCACAGACCGCAUCUCUUGCAAGGCAAGCGAGACGCCUUUAUGUUGGAAAUAUUCCUUAUGGCAUAGAUGAGAAUGGCCUAUCAGAAUUCUUUAAUUCAACAAUGGUACAACUAAAUAUCACUACUGCACCAGGUCAGCCAGUUAUAGCUGUUCAAAUUAAUCAUGAUAAAAAUUAUGCAUUUGUAGAAUUUCGUGCUCCCGAAGAAGCCACAGCAGCGAUGGCUUUUGAUGGAAUUACAUUUCAAGGUCAGUCUUUAAAGAUUCGACGUCCAAAAGAUUAUCAACCACCCCCUGGCCAAAAUCUCGAACCUCCACCAAUUCAUGUUCCUGGCGUCGUUUCAACUAAUGUACCUGAUAGUCCGAAUAAAAUUUUCAUUGGCGGUUUGCCUACAUAUUUGAAUGAUGAACAAGUUAUGGAACUUUUGAAAUCUUUUGGUGAACUCAGAGCUUUUAAUUUAGUUAAAGAUAGUUUAACAGGUGUAUCCAAGGGUUUUGCUUUUUGUGAAUACGUUGACCCGAGUGUAACUGAUUUAGCUUGUCAAGGUUUAAAUAAUAUGGAAUUGGGUGAUCGAAAACUUGUAGUUCAACGUGCUAGUGUUGGUUCUGCAAAGAAUACAGGUGUAGCAAGUGUCCUACCUUCUUCUGUACUUAUUCCUUCUGGUAAUGGUGAAAUGAUUCCCACUACUGUUCUUCAAUUACUUAAUAUGGUCACCCCUGAAGAAUUAGUAGAUGAUGAAGAAUAUGAGGAUAUCGUUGAUGAUGUUCGUGAAGAAUGUUCCAAGUUCGGUCGUGUGCUGGAUAUGAAAAUUCCCCGACCUGGUAGUGGGUCAAUAUCAGGGGUUGGCAAGAUUUUCGUACGUUUUGAGUCUAUAGAAGCUGCUGGUGCUGCACUUCGAGCGCUUGCCGGUCGAAAAUUCGCCGAACGCACUGUUUUGACAUCAUAUAUAGAUGAGGAAAUGUAUUAUGCAGAAGACUUUUAA